GUUUCACCACCUCCCAGAUCUAAAAAAAAAUCCUCCGUCAAACAAACAAACAUUCCUUCCUUCCUUCCCCAGAAAAAGAAGAAAAAAACGAUGUCGUCGGCGGUCUCGAGCACCAGCUCUCCUCCCCAGCCGCCGCCGCUGCGGUCGCUGCCGGGAUCCCACGGGUGGCCGGUGGUGGGGCCGAUGUGGGACAAGCUGAACUACUUCUGGUUCCAGGGCCCCGUCGAGUUCUACAAGAAGGGGAUCGAGAAGAACAAGUCGACGGUGUUCCGCACCAACGUCCCGCCGAGCUUCCCGCUGUUCGUGAGCGUGAACCCCAAGGUGGUGGCGCUGCUGGACACGACGUCGUACUCCCACAUGUUCGACCCGGAGAUCGCGGACAAGAGGGACACACUUCUGGGGGAUUUCAUGCCCAGCUUGGGAUACACCGGCGGCCAGAGGACCGUUCCGUAUCUCGACACGGAGGAGACCAAACACACUCAGAUCAAAAGGUUCGGGCUGGACAUCCUGAAGCGGGGCUCCAAGCUCUGGGUAUCGGAGCUCCAGAUCAACCUGGAGGAAAUGUGGUCCACCGUGGAAGCCGAGGUGUCGGCCAAAGGCAGCGCCAACUUCGUCAACCCGCUCAAGCAGAACAUGUUCAAGUUCAUCAACAAGUCCUGCCUCGGAGCCGACGUCUCCAAGUCGCCCGACAUCGCAAAAUCAGGGAUGUCGUACAUCGACCGGUGGUUCUUCCUCAUGGUCUUUCCGACGAUCAACAUCAACAUCGUCCAGCCCCUCGAGGAAAUCUUCCUCCACUCCUUCGCUUACCCUCCUUUCCUCGUCCGCGGCGGAUACAACAAGCUCAUUGACUUCAUCAAGACCGAAGCACGUGAAGUGGUCCAGCGUGGCAUGACCGAGUACGGACUGACCGAGGAAGAAACGGUCCACAACUUGUUCUUCAUGUUCUACUUCAACUGCCUGGAAGGGUUCAACCUCCUGCUCCCCGACAUACUGGGCCGGCUGUUCACCGACAAAACCGGCCUGCAAGACCGGCUCCGGGCCGAAGCCAGGCAGAACGGUGGGCCGGACCUAACUUUCGACGCGGUGAAACAGAUGCCCAACAUACGGUCCCUAGUCUGGGAGACCCUCCGGUUCAAGCCGCCGGUCCCGACCCAGUACUCCCGGGCCAGGAAGGACUUCAGGCUCAGCUCGCACGACGCGUCGUUCGAGAUCAAGAAGGGCGAGCUGCUGUGCGGCUAUCUGCCGCUGGUGAUGCGAGACCCGGUGAUAUUCAACGACCCGGAUACGUUCCAACCGGACCGGUUCGUGGGCGAGAAGGGGACCGAGCUGUUGAAGUACUUGUACUGGUCGAACGGACCGGAGACCGGUGAUCCGACCGCGACGAACAAGCAGUGCAUGGGGAAGGACUACGUGACCCUCUCCGCGUCGAUGCUCGUGGCCUACUUGCUGCGACGCUACGAUUCGAUAAGCGGGGACUUUACGACGAUCACGGCCCUUGAUGUGGCUAAGUGAUAUGAGAUAUUGAAGUGGUGGGUUUGAUGCGGACGGUUGUGAUUGUAAGUUUGAUUUCAUUUUUUCUUUAAUUUUCAUGUGUUGUUCUUGUGUUGUUGUGGCCUGUGGGCAAUAAUGGAAGGCCAGAUAUAUAUAUGGCUUUGGGGACUGAUCAAGUCGAGUCGUUUCUACUGUAUUGAACCGGU
Linum tenue is the source of this 1697-nucleotide messenger RNA. Lineage: Eukaryota; Viridiplantae; Streptophyta; Magnoliopsida; Malpighiales; Linaceae. The record is from the annotation of a GenBank genome assembly.